AUGGAGUCUGAUGUACCAGCGCCAUUCCUGGAACACUUGCGCAGCGAGCGCGACCGUCGUCCAGGUCCUCGAGGAGACAUGGCCGAGGAAUUUGAGUUGGAUCCCAGCAUCACAGCAGCUGGAGGAACGACCAUGGUGAUGGCGACCAUGGCUGUGGACUGGUCUGAAAAGCAUGGUCAGCACGGCACGGAUCACCUGGCACAAGUUUGGGCCACGAUGCUGGAGAGUGGCAGUCUGACAGCAAAGACCUUCGCAGUACUUGUGCAGCAGAUGGCGCUGCAGGGUUCCGAACAGUCCAGCAAUGUCCAGCAGCUCUUUGACUGA
Molecule: messenger RNA, 324 nt
Organism: Cladocopium goreaui
Lineage: Eukaryota; Dinophyceae; Suessiales; Symbiodiniaceae
Source: the annotation of a GenBank genome assembly